GGCCCGCUGGCUAGGCACUGUUGCACUACCAAGCAGGGAGCCGUGAGCAGCUGUUGUUCUUUGAAGAAUUGGCACUACCCGCGAUUCUCAGUGCCAUGCGAGUGAAAAUUGUGAGUGGCGUUGUCUAUUCACCGUACCCCGACCUAGAGGACCUCAGGGAUGUUUCCACGUACGCCUUCUUGAAGCGAAGACUGCAGAACUACGGUGACAAAACGGCACUGAUACAUGGACAAGACAAAAUAACCUAUUCGGAGUUGCUGGAAAAGCUGAAGAUAAUGGCCAGCGGGUUUCGAUCGCACGGCAUUGGUACGGGCGACCGGGUUCUUGUGCAUGUCGAGAAUGGCGUCGACAGUUUCGUCGCCGCCUGCAGCAUCCCGCUGACUGGUGCCACACUGGUAACUUCGGACGUCACAUUUAACGAAGAGGAACUUCUUGAUCACGCUAAAAGAACGGACGCGACUCACCUGCUCACAGGAAAGGCUUAUGUCGACCUCUUCAACAGCAUAUCACCGGUUUUAAAUUUCAAGUCACGGUUCUCUUUCACGGACACGCCCGGAUACAUUAACGUCACAAAUUUUGCGACCAACGAAAACCUGAAGGAAGCAGGAUUUCCGAGUCACCAAGUCGGUGUCAAGUUUGUCUGCCACUCUACAGGCACAACUGGCAUCUCAAAAAUUAUGGAAAUCGGGGAGGAAACGUUCCUGUCUCAAAUUUCCUGCAGAGAGAAAUUUCAGCUCGCGACACCUGAUGAUGUGUGCAUUGGAGGCGGCAACAUUUCCUUUUACGUUUGUUUUACGUACGUCUUUUUCGUCAUCUCGAUCGGAGGGACCAUUGUGCUACUCGACAAGUACAGUCCUAUUCCCGACGUCUUCACAGCAUUCCGAGAUCACCAGGUGAACGUCGUGCACGGAACGCCAACGAAACUUCUGGAGAUCGUUCACGAAGCCAAGAGAGUUGGUCAGUCGUUCCCUCGCGUGAAGAAGUUCACGACCCUGGGAACACCGAUUACGGAAAUGACGCGCUCAGCCAUCGUGGCAGCGUGUUCACCUUCCGAGCUGCGAAGCUGCUACGGCAUGACCGAAGUGAGCGGGUACCUCGCUGCGCCACCCUGCGGAGAAAUCACGGCAGGCGACGUAGGCUUCCCUGCACCCGGAACGCGAAUGAAGGUUGUGGAUCCAAUCUCUGGGGCCGUGCUUUCUCAUGACCAGAAAGGAGAAGUACUCUUCCACACGCCUCACAUUAUGGACGGCUACUAUAAGAGCCCAGAAGAAACGGCGAGCUUUACAACUGAUGAUGGGUGGAUACGCACAGGUGACCUUGGCUACUACAACGAAGAUGGUAGACUAUUCAUACUGGGUCGAGUGAAGGCCGCCGUAUCAGCGAAUAAUAUUUGGGCGGGACUACCCCAGAUCGAGGAGUGCCUUGCGUUCCACCCCAGCGUUGCCGAGGCGGCUGUCAUGCCGAACCCGGAGUUCCCUGCAGCCAUCAUUGUCACCAGGAAAGACGAGGAGCCAAGUGAACGUCUCGCCGAGGAGAUCAAGACUUUCGUCAAAGAACGUCUUCCUGCUGCUCGCCACAUAGACGGUGGUGUUUUCUUCGUUGACGCCAUUCCAAGGAGUGGAUUCGGCAAGAUCAAGCGACGGCUGCUCUCCGAAAUCAUGCCCACGUUACGAAGAAUGGAUGCGUCAUGCUGCAGUGGCAAUGCAUGCGCGAAAUAAAGGUUUCGCUU
Messenger RNA from Rhipicephalus sanguineus (brown dog tick), 1729 nucleotides. RefSeq lists its product as uncharacterized. NCBI's taxonomy places the organism in Eukaryota, Metazoa, Arthropoda, Arachnida, Ixodida, Ixodidae. Bases 96 to 1718 code for a protein of 540 amino acids. Gene Ontology annotation, molecular function: CoA-ligase activity. The record is from RefSeq and is a predicted model, not a curated record. The transcript has 10 exons.